AUGUACUGGGCACUUGCAUCGACGGCAGCUUAUCUGGCCGCCUCAAAUGUCGCGACAGCAAAUCCAAGCAACCACGGCCGCGGCUCCGGUCUGAAAUCAGCCUCCUAUCACGAUGGAGCCGGGGUUUUGAAAUACGUCAAUCCUCUCAUCGGCACACGUGGUAUCAUACCCGACAGCAAUGGCUUCAUGAUCUCGAGCGUCUCUACCCCGUUCGGUACGACGAGAUGGACACCUCAAACCCGAGAGAAUUACAUCCCUCAAGUGCCGUACUCGGAUCUCGAGAGGCGAGCACAUGGGUUCCAGGCAACCCAUCAGCCCGAUGGAUGGGUGAGCAAGGCCAGAUGA
Metarhizium acridum CQMa 102 is the source of this 345-nucleotide messenger RNA. RefSeq lists its product as uncharacterized. The record is from RefSeq and is a predicted model, not a curated record. Gene Ontology annotation, molecular function: carbohydrate binding; peptide-N4-(N-acetyl-beta-glucosaminyl)asparagine amidase activity. Gene Ontology annotation, cellular component: nucleus; cytosol. NCBI's taxonomy places the organism in Eukaryota, Fungi, Ascomycota, Sordariomycetes, Hypocreales, Clavicipitaceae. Gene Ontology annotation, biological process: protein quality control for misfolded or incompletely synthesized proteins; glycoprotein catabolic process; protein deglycosylation.